Molecule: messenger RNA, 1090 nt
Organism: Podarcis muralis (Common wall lizard)
Lineage: Eukaryota; Metazoa; Chordata; Lepidosauria; Squamata; Lacertidae
Gene: RNF121
Product: ring finger protein 121
Biological process (GO): ERAD pathway
Cellular component (GO): Golgi membrane; endoplasmic reticulum membrane
Molecular function (GO): metal ion binding; ubiquitin protein ligase activity
Source: RefSeq, a predicted model, not a curated record
GCGCUGGAGGGAGGGCGAGGGGGCAAGAUGGCGGCGGUGGUGGAAGUGGAGGUUGGGGGCCCCCUGGACCGCGACGUGGAGGAGGUUGAUUUAUCGCAUUUGGCUCCCGAGGAGAGAUGGAGGGUCGAACACGCUCGGAUGCAUGCCAAGCACCGCGGCCACGAGGCCAUGCACGCCGAGAUGGUCCUCAUCCUGAUCGCCACCCUGGUGGUGGCUCAGCUCCUCCUGGUGCAGUGGAAGCAGAGGCACCCCCGCUCCUAUAACAUGGUGACCCUCUUCCAGAUGUGGGUCGUCCCCCUCUACUUCACAGUGAAGCUGCACUGGUGGCGGUUCCUGGUGAUCUGGGUCUUCUUCUCGGUCGUCACAGCUUUUGUCACGUUCAGAGCAACACGCAAACCUCUCGUCCAGACGACUCCCAGGUUGGUGUACAAGUGGUUUCUGCUAAUAUACAAGAUCAGCUACGCCACGGGAAUUGUGGGCUACAUGGCUGUGAUGUUCACGCUCUUUGGGCUUAACCUAUUAUUCAGAAUCAAGCCAGAAGAUGGAAUGGACUUUGGGAUUUCUCUCCUCUUCUAUGGCCUCUAUUACGGAGUACUGGAGCGAGACUUUGCCGAAAUGUGUGCUGACUACAUGGCCUCCACUAUAGGGUUCUACAGUGCGUCAGGGAUGCCCACCAAGCACCUCUCGGACAGCGUCUGUGCCGUCUGUGGCCAGCAGAUCUUUGUGGACGUCAACGAAGAAGGGAUCAUCGAGAACACGUACAGGCUGUCCUGCAAUCACGUCUUCCACGAGUUCUGCAUCCGCGGCUGGUGCAUCGUUGGGAAGAAGCAGACCUGCCCCUACUGCAAAGAGAAGGUGGACCUGAAGAGGAUGUUCAGCAACCCCUGGGAACGGCCGCACGUCAUGUACGGGCAGCUCCUCGACUGGCUCCGCUACCUGGUGGCCUGGCAGCCGGUCAUCAUCGGACUGGUCCAAGGGAUCAACUACAUCCUGGGCUUGGAGUAACCCCGCUCUCCCCCCCCCCGGCCGGCUCCCUCCUCCCACCUCCGUCCAGGUCGCGCCUGGGAGCUGCGGCCACCGAGCUGCGUGU